UCUCCCUCCCGCUCUCCUAUCCCCCUCCCUUUCUCAUGGUCAGUCAAUCAGAGCUUUCCAAGAGCAGUGAGAGGGAGCUUUGGACUGACUGACAGACAUUGGUCAGGGAGAGAGGCAGAGUAUCCAGGGAUACAGUGGUGACGGUUCUGCAGAGUCACAUGAUUAAGGCAGCCCCUUGAUGACAAAAACCCUUGACUUGUAGGCACCUCCACAGCAGAGUUCAUCCCUCUGCCCCAGCCUUUCUUUGAUAACUGUAAUCAUUUAAAAAAAAAAAGUGAAUUGCCCUCCCCCUCCACCUGUAGGCAACUUCCUGCCCAAAAUGCCUCUUGUCCCAUCCUUCCUCCUCCUGCUCCUCGCCUGCCCUGCCCUCCUGACCCCAUCAGGUUCCCAGAGCCUGCAGACUGGGGGUCAAAGGGCACCCAGGAACACAAAGCCAGAGGGUGGCGGGCAGCCAAUCAAAGUGGUGAUCUCUGAGGCGUGUGUUCAGGGGGACUCCAGUCAGAAUCAGGGAAAGGAACUGGACCUUGAGCCUGGUUCCCCUCUAGUCCUUACCCAUCGGAUCCGACUGGUUCCGGGGUCGUGCGGAGGCGGGUGCGAAGCCGAGUUUGCUGCCCUGCGAGACCGUCUGGAGAGGCUGGAGAAGGAGGUGUCUGCCCUGAGGGAGAAGUGUGGAGGCCCAGAGGGGGGCUGCUGCACGUCCCAGCAGAGCAAAGGCGCUGAGUGCUCCAUCAAGCCGGAGGGAGACGAGUGUCCUAACGAGUGCAGUGACCAGGGACGCUGUGAGGACGGCAAGUGUGUCUGCUUCCCAGGGUUCAGUGGGCCAGACUGCAGUUUGUCUGACUGCCCCGGCAACUGCAAUGACAAGGGGAAGUGUGUGAAUGGCCAGUGUGUGUGCGACCCAGGUUUCACAGGGCCAGACUGCUCUUCAGAGUCCUGUCCUGGUAACUGUAACAACAAGGGGCUAUGUGUGAACGGCAAGUGUGUGUGCAACACUGGCUUCACAGGCCCCGACUGCUCCACCAAGGCAUGCCCUGGUAACUGUAACAACAAGGGGCAAUGUGUGAAUGGCAAGUGUGUGUGCAACACUGGCUUCACAGGCCCCGACUGCUCCACCAAGGCAUGCCCUGGUAACUGUAACAACAAGGGGAAGUGUGUGAAUGGCAAGUGUGUGUGUGAUAGCGGUUUUACAGGGCCAGACUGCUCCACCAAGUCCUGCCCUGGCAACUGCAGCAACAAGGGGCAAUGUGUGAACGGCAAGUGUGUGUGCAACACUGGCUUCACAGGCCCCGACUGCUCCACCAAGGCAUGCCCUGGUAACUGUAACAACAAGGGGCAAUGUGUGAAUGGCCAGUGUGUGUGCAACACUGGCUUCACAGGCCCCGACUGCUCCACCAAGGCAUGCCCUGGUAACUGUAACAACAAGGGGAAGUGUGUGAAUGGCAAGUGUGUGUGUGAGAGCGGUUUUACAGGGCCAGACUGCUCCACCAAGUCCUGCCCUGGCAACUGCAGCAACCGUGGAAAGUGUGUGAACGGCCAGUGUGUCUGCGAUAGCGGCUUUACGGGGCCGGACUGUUCCGCCAAAGCAUGUCCCAAUAACUGCAGCAACAAGGGAAGGUGCGUGAACGGGAAGUGCGUGUGUGAAGUGGGCUUCACUGGGCAGGACUGCGCCGCUAAGGGCUGUCCCGAUAACUGCAGCAACAAAGGGCGCUGUGUGAAGGGGAGGUGUGUGUGUCGCCGUGGUUUCGCCGUCCCGGACUGCAGCCAGUGUGAAGCUGGGUUCACUGGAGCUGACUGUGGCACCGCCAUGUCUGGUGUGUCCCAGCUCAACACCAAGGACGUCACUGAAUCCUCUGUCACCCUCUUCUGGACCCCACCUCCAGUCCAGUAUGACACCUACCAUGUCACCUUCGCCAGCCAGAAAGAGGGCGAUCAACAGAUAACAUCUCAAGUUGGAGGCAAGCUCACGGCCUACACCCAAACAGGCUUGGCGGCCGGGCAGGAGUACACGGUGACAAUCAAUGGAGAAAUAGAUGGGAGAAUGGGCGCUGAGAGCACAGCAGAAUUCACCACUCUUAUCUCUGGUCCCACAAACCUUCAAGUUGUGAAGACAACCACAACAUCUGCAGUUGUCCAAUGGGAACAAUCGCAAGGAGACAUCGACAGGUAUCGCUUAACUGUUACACCCAAUCAGACAGACGGAACAGCCAAGGGAAGACAAGACCUGACCCUGCCCCCUGAGAGGGACUCUGCCCAGAUUGACGGUUUGGACCCGGGACAUUUGUAUGACAUCACAUUAGUGGCUGAAAAAGGCGGGAUCAAGAGCAAGCCAGCAACAGUCCAAGUCACUCCUGGAAAAUCCACAAAGACAAUAUCCAGGGUGACCAUGCCGGUAGCACCAGGAGUAGAAAGCCAUGAGGGAGACUCAGCAGGGAAUACAAAUCCUGUGAAGGACAUCUUCCACACGAAGGCCAAGGGUGAAGAACCAGAGAGGGUGAAGGAUUGGAGUGGACCAGGCUCUGUAACAGUCGAAGGCACCAAUGGAACCAGAGAGGACACAUCUGUUAGAACCAGUACAAGACCACUUGUCAACAGAAACUACAGGGUUAUACCUAAAACAGGUGAUAGAAUAACCUUGCCCAGGAAGCCAUACAUUGGAGGCUCUAUCCAUUUUAAUGGUACAAGAGUUGGCCAGGGUGGGAGGAGAGUGGGUCACAGUCUUCUGAAAAAGCCUACAAGCAGAAAUCCUUUGGUGGGGCCAAAGGUCAAGAAGACCUUGGAUACUGACUCUAAACCAGAAAAUCCCUUUGUUGGGGACAAGACUAUAGCCUUAACUGUGAAAGAAACUAACCUGGAGACAAGUCCUCUUGGAGAAAAAUAUGAAACUUUGCCAAAGACAUAUCCUGUCAGAAUCCUUCCUGUAAAUGCCACUCCAAGCUCUGGUUCUGAACAAACAGUGAUUCCUGGCUUAAAGGACCUACCCGAUAGAAAAAAAGAUACAGAGAUUGAGCCAGGGCCAGGGACAGAGGGUUUGGAGCAUACCACCACAUCAGAAAAAAAUACUACGGUUCACCCGAAUGGGAAGAAAUGUGUCAACAAGGUUAAAUUGACACACAGGAAAGUCAAUGUGACACGUAGAGAGAGAGUCAUUGGAGGGAGGGUGAAUGGCACAAUAGUUCAAAGUAAACCCGCAACAGAGCAGGGUUUAGCUGAAAAAGAGGACAGUGCCCUAAAAGUGUCUGAAACAGGAGAUUCAAAGACAACAUUUCAGGAGCGUAACCUGGUAAUUCACACACAGAGUGAAGCAGAUGACAUUCCUCCACACACCACACAAAGUCCUACAUAUCCAGCUUCCUCUUCACCAGUAUCACCUACUUCCUACAUGUCACUUUCUUCUUCAGCUCCCGCAAAACAUGAUGAAUCAAUGACCGGCAUGGGUCAACCUAUGACUGACAGAGACGUGGUGAAUGCAAAGACUUUGCCUGUUCCACAAUCAUCCAACCUCCCUCCAGAGAGGGAGCCAACAUCCUCCAGUGAAUCAGAACAAAAUGGUAAAGGACCAUCUCCCUCCAACCCUGAGGACUCAUACUCAGGUAAAGAUCAUGUUGCAGUAGCAGAAGUGGGUGUCAGCAAAGAUGGAGAGAAAACCGCUAACGUGGGAUUGUUCGGAACCAAACAAAACAAGACAAAGACUCUGAGAGUGGGCGGCUCACCACCUUUUCGCCGCCUACCUCCAAAGGGGCCCUACCAACGCCGCCCGAACCUAAAUAUGAGACCGUUUCAAAACAGGACACGUUCACCUUUUUCAGCUCCCACAAAACAAAAUGAAUCAAAGACCGGUACGGGUCAACCCAUGACUGACAGACAACUAGUGUUUCCAAAGACAUUAGCGGUUUCCCCAGCACAAUCCUCAACCCUCCCUCCAGAUGCUCAGCCAGAGAGAGCGCCAAAGUCCUCCAGUGAAUCAGAACACAGUGGCAAAAGCUAUUCAUCAUCAUCCUCCACUUCAGAGGAAUCAGACUUAACUAAAGAAAAUGUUGCUGUGGCAGAGGAUGGUAUCAGCAGAGAUGGGGACAGGGCAACUGACGUGGUGUCGUCUGGAACUGAACGGAACAGGUCAAAGACUCUGACACUGGGCAGCACACCACCCUUACGCCGUCUACCUCCGAAGGGGACCCAGCAACGCCGUCCACACCCAAAUAUGGGCGCAUUCCCAAACAGGACACGAACAAACCUGAGACCCCCUCAGCAUCCAUCAAGAGGCCCCAUACGCAGGCCUUUCCCACCUAAACUGACAAACAGGGACAACGGCAUCACCAUUCAAACCCCUCAACCAGGGGAGCAGGGCACCUACAGCACCAGCCAGAAUGGCACAAACACAGACCUUAAGCCCAAAACUCUCCUCAAGAAAACAAAUGCCACAGCUGGUAAAAUAGCACGAGGUCAAACAUACAUAAGAAAUAACAGUAGCUUGAGCCAAAGGGGCCAAGAUUCAAAAACAGGCCAUCCUGACCAAAGUAGCCAAGUGAGUAAGAAUGCUGACUCAAGAGACAGCCCAAACCAGAUAAAUGGAUCAGAUGUCACUACUGCUGGAAAAACAGGCCAGCCUCUAAACUCAGUGGGGGUUCAAAGCAUAACCUCAGGAGGGUUCAUACUCGUUUGGGGAGCACCAGAGGGGAUGUACAGAAAUUUCAUAGUAACCCGGGAAGAGCAUGGAAGUAAGAAUGAGGCAGAGAAAGAGGAGGAAAAGGAAGAGGAGGAGGGGGGGAGUGAGUCAGAGGAGGAUAGGCAGGAGGAAGGGGAGGCGGAGGGACAAACAGAGAAGGAGAACAAGGGGAAUGAGGAGGAAAGUGAAAUGGGGGUGGGCCAAGGUAAGGAGGGCGGGGAGGAGAAUACUGUUACCAAUAGCAAAAGUGAUAACCAAAGACAGAGCAGCGACAGUAAUGCUACGGCUAAAGUUGAUGACGGUGGUACAAUCAAAUUCUCCAAAGUCCUUCCUGGGUCGGCUCGCUCAUUCCCAUUCCAGAAUCUCCAUCCACAGACCCGCUAUUCCCUGUCCGUGUUUGGGAAGGGUCCCGGACUACACUCCAAAAUUCACAGACUCAUCGUCAGCACAGGCCCAGAGCCUCCCUCAGGUCUUCUCUUCAGUGAAGUGACUGAGACGUCUUUCUCUGUGUCCUGGACCAAGCCAAACAGUCCAGUGAGUGGCUUCAAGGUCACCUACACUCACACACAGGAAGGGGAGCCUGUCUCCGUAAUGGUGGACUCUGGGGAUUCCACACUGGCACUGUCAAAGCUCUCUCCGGGGUCCCCCUAUGAGGUCAGUGUGAUAUCCGUCCUUGGACUGGACGAGAGCGAUGCAAUCAAAGACCUGGUUAUGACACUCCCUGACCCUCCAACGGAUCUCCAGGCCAUUAAUGUCACAGACACCAAGGCCUUGCUGCUAUGGCGACCAGCACUGGCAACGGUUGACCGUUAUGUCAUAGUUUAUGGCUCUGAAAAAGGGUCAGAUGAUGUGAAGAUCACUGUGUCGGGCAACGCGGCGGAGCAGCAGCUGAAGGACCUGCAGGGCUCCACUAUGUACACCGUCAAGGUCACCAGUCAGUUGGGCAACCUGGACGGCGCUCCCGCCAUCACUGUCUUCACCACCACCAGUGGAUCCGAGGGAGACGGGGAAGUCCCGCGUGACCUGAAGGCCAGUCAGGUGACUCCUCGCUCAGCGUUGCUGACGUGGAAACCACCCUCUGCCGCCGUGGGAAGCUACAAGCUGACCUAUCAGACGGAGGGACAGGAGAUGCAGGAGGUUACCAUUGACGCCACAGUAACGGAGUUCAAGUUGACCAGGCUGCAUCCCAUGUCCAAGUACACCGUGCAGCUACAAGGGGAGAGGGGAGGGAGCUAUACUGCUGCAAUUUCCACUGAGUUCACCACAGGGAAUCUCCGGUACCCCUUCCCAAGUGACUGUUCCCAGGAGCUGCUGAACGGGAUGCGUGAGUCUGGAGAGGUGGAGAUCUUCCCAAAGGGAAGGCAGGGAAAACCAGUGUUGGUCUACUGCGACCAGGUGACUGAUGGAGGCGGCUGGACGGUCUUCCAGAGAAGGAUGGAUGGGAAAACUGACUUCUUCCAAGGUUGGAAGAACUACAGCAAAGGAUUUGGAGAACUGAGUGGGGAAUUUUGGCUGGGUAAUGAGAACCUACACAAUCUAACCAGCAUGGCACCAAUGACCCUACGUGUGGACCUCCGUGCAGGGGACGAAUCCGUGUUUGCCAAGUACUCCACGUUCAUGGUGGACACUGUUAGGAGGAACUACGCUCUCAAAGUGUCUGGGUACAGCGGUACAGCAGGUGACUCUAUGAGUUACCACAACGGGCGCAUGUUCUCUACCAGAGACAGAGACCCCGCGCCUUUCAUCACCCGCUGCGCCAUGUCCUAUAGGGGGGGUUGGUGGUAUAAGAACUGCCACCAGGCCAACCUUAAUGGCCUCUACGACACCAAUGUCAAUCACCAGGGUUUGAUCUGGACUGCCUGGAAAGGCAAGGAUUAUUCCGUCCCUUUCACUGAGAUGAAGCUCAGACCAACAUCUUUCACCCCUCCAACUCAGGGGUAAUGACAAAGUGGUGGACAGAAAAUGAGAAGGGGAGAGAGGCACACUUUAUGAACACACACACACACACAGCCAGGUAACUGCCAAAAUAAAGGAAACACAAACAGAUAGUGUCUUAAUAGGGCAUUGGGCCAUCACGAGCCAGAACAGCUUCAAUGCACCUUGGCAUUGAUUCUACAAGUGUCUGGAACUCUUAUGUAGGGAGGCGACACCAUUCAUCCAGAGAAAUUCCAUAAUUUGGUGUUUUUUGAUGUUGGUGGAAAACGCUGUCUCAGAAACUCCCAUAAGUGUUCAAAUGGGUUGAGAUAUGGUGACUGACACACACACACACACACACACACACACACACACACACACACACACACACUUUAAACCUCCUAUGCUCCUUUGAGACCCCUCCUUCAAAGUCACUGAGAUCUCUUCUUCUAGCCAUGGUAGCCAAAAUAAUGGGGCAACUGGGCAUUUUUAUACAUGACCCUAAGCAUGAUGGGAUGUUAAUUGCUUAAUUAACUCAGGAACCACACCUGUGUGGAAGAACUUGCUUUCAAUAUACCUUGUAUCCCUUGUUUACUCAAGUGUUUCCUUCAUUUGGCCAGUUUCCUGUACAUAAGCACACAGGCAAACACACUCAAUCCCACAUGCAUACACAGUACAUCCACCUAUUAGCUAUAGUUGAAAAAUCUCCAAAUGCCUUUCUCUCCAGACUAAAGCGAUUCGAUUUUUUCAAAAUGUAUAAAGGACAGUUAUCCAUCCGUAUGUUAUAUUGUACAGUUUCUAGAUUAUCUUUGCAAUGUCCUUUAUUUUUUUUACUCAAAGUGUUGUGGCACCCCUCGCGUCAGCUGUAAAAAUGUAUGCACUGUCCCCUCGCUAUGAUGGUACAACCGUGGAAAUGAGCGGGUGAAUAAUGGAGAUUUGUUUGUACUUGACUGGUAAUUCUCAAGUUGUGUCCUUUGUCUUAUUUGUGGUUGUAUGUCCUGUAUUUUCUGUUGCCCCAAUUCUCAAAUUGUAGUUGCAACAAUAAUAAAAUAAUGGUGGAACAUAGGCAGCAGAAGCCGCUAACUAAAAUGAUUUUAUUGA
Salmo salar (Atlantic salmon) is the source of this 7678-nucleotide messenger RNA. Its product is annotated as tenascin-R. Gene Ontology annotation, molecular function: protein binding. The record is from RefSeq and is a predicted model, not a curated record. NCBI's taxonomy places the organism in Eukaryota, Metazoa, Chordata, Actinopteri, Salmoniformes, Salmonidae. Gene Ontology annotation, biological process: regulation of cell adhesion; neuron projection development.